GGUACAAUUGGUACAUAUUCUACUUCGAUCACGUCAACAAGGCCGCCGUGUCACAACUUCACUGGUUGCCGCUCGCUGCUCUGCUCUGCUACAUCGUGUGCUACGCUAUUGGUUUAUCGACGGUACCCUACGUCAUCAUAGGAGAAAUGUUCCCGACCAACGUCAAGCUGUACGCUUCCUGUAUCGCUCAUAUCUACACUGGCAUCUCCAUGUUCACAGUCCAAAAACUAUUCCAGGUGGUAAAGGACGCGUACGACAUCUACACAGUAUUCUGGGGCUUCUCGGCGUUCUCGCUCCUGGGGCUGGUGUUCAUGCUGGCGGUGCUGCCGGAGACCAAGGGCAAGUCGUUCGCGAGCAUCCAAGCGCAGCUGAAGCGCGAGGUGGCGCGAGACAACGCUAAGAAACUCGCCACCGUCGAGUACUGAGCGUAGGCUCGACACCGCCCGGAUAAGUUCUCACUAGUUUAGCAUAAGCUUUACUUUAAUGUGUUUUAAGGGAUCAAGCAAGUUGGAAUGACAGUUAAGGAUAUUGAUACUUAAAGUUUAAUAUACUUUAGCAUAGUAUAGUGUAACAACGUACAGUUUUGUAUAAAGUAUUGUAGACACUAUUACAAGAGUAGCCUAUGUAGGCACAGUAGAGGGAGGAUGGUGGGCGCCAGUAGGGUCGUGCCGGAGAAGGCGGUGAAGUCCUCGGGGUCGUAGUGGGCCGGCAGCGAGCGCGAGCGGAUCACCUCCGAGUACAGCUUGGCCGAGUGCUUCGCCGUACGAGUCUUGUUCGGACUCUUGAAAUCAACCAGAUACAGACCGAAGCGGGACCUGCAAAUGCAUUUACAACUGUGAAAAGAGUGAAAUUAGACAUUUCUGACUGA
Messenger RNA from Trichoplusia ni (cabbage looper), 868 nucleotides. RefSeq names its product facilitated trehalose transporter Tret1-2 homolog. The coding region runs from base 147 to 425 and encodes 92 amino acids. The transcript is spliced from 2 exons. The record is from RefSeq and is a predicted model, not a curated record. NCBI's taxonomy places the organism in Eukaryota, Metazoa, Arthropoda, Insecta, Lepidoptera, Noctuidae. Gene Ontology annotation, cellular component: membrane. Gene Ontology annotation, biological process: transmembrane transport. Gene Ontology annotation, molecular function: transmembrane transporter activity.